Messenger RNA from Orbilia oligospora ATCC 24927, 2949 nucleotides. RefSeq lists its product as uncharacterized. Gene Ontology annotation, cellular component: vacuole. The transcript is spliced from 22 exons. Gene Ontology annotation, biological process: carbohydrate metabolic process. The record is from RefSeq and is a predicted model, not a curated record. Gene Ontology annotation, molecular function: beta-galactosidase activity. NCBI's taxonomy places the organism in Eukaryota, Fungi, Ascomycota, Orbiliomycetes, Orbiliales, Orbiliaceae. The coding region runs from base 1 to 2949 and encodes 982 amino acids.
AUGGUAGCAACUUUAUCUGCCAAAGUUUUUACCGCUCUCCAGCUAGCUUUGGCGGUUCUUUCCCCCGCAUUUACGGUUGCAUCUAGGGAGCAUCAGCAGCCCCUUGGAGUCGACCACACUGCAACGCAAAAACGGGUGACAUGGGACGAGCAUUCUUUAUUCAUUGACGGUAAAAGGCUCUUUGUAUUCAGUGGUGAAGUGCAUCCUUGGAGAAAUCCCGUUCAAUCCCUGCACUUAGAUGUUCUACAGAAACUCAAAGCCGCUGGGUUCAAUGCUGUGUCAAUAUAUUUUCAUUGGGGAGUAGUUGAGUACGAGAGAGGGGUGUUUCGUUGGAAUGAGAUAUUUGAUCUCCAACCCUUCCUAGAUGCUGCAAAAGAAGCUGGAUUAUACGUUAUCGCUCGACCUGGCCCCUAUGUUAACGCAGAAACUACCGGAGGCGGAUUUCCAGGAUGGGGGACGAGAGUUGAAGGCCUGUGGAGAAAAUCAAACAGAAACUACACCGAAGCCUAUAAGCCAUUCGUCAAAGAAUUCGGCGCAUUGAUUGCCAAAAAUGAGAUUACAAAAGGUGGACCAAUCAUCCUCACCCAAGUUGAGAACGAAUACUCGGGGUUCGGCGACGGAGUUGAAGAUUUUGAGUAUGAGUGGGAACUCUUGCAAGACUUUAAGGAUGCUGGAAUAACUGUUCCCACGAUUUGCGACGAUGCAUGGUUAGGCGGCCAUUUCCAAUCCGUUGAUAUCUAUGGAUGGAAUAGCUAUCCAUUGGGUUUUGAUUGCUCCCACCCGGAGAUCUGGCACAGCGCCCCUCCGGAUUACUUCUACAAUCUGUACAAUAGCAGGAUCAGGAAGCAUGGCCCAAAAUCGAUUCUCGAGCUCCAGGCUGGUGGUUUUGAUGGAUGGGGAGGCGCUGGGUAUGACGCUUGUGGAAAACUGAUCGGUCCUGAAUUUGAACGAGUAUUCUACAAGGGAAUGUACGGUUCCGCAGUCAAGAUCAUGAAUUUGUAUAUGGCUUUCGGAGGAACCAAUUGGGGCCAGCUGGCUGAACCUGGUGUCUAUACAUCAUACGAUUACGGCUCAAUAAUCCGGGAGGAUAGACGCCUCAGAGACAAAUACUACGAAUUGAAGCUACAAACACAAUUCCUAGCAGUUAGCCCAGCUUACUUGACUUCCACGCCCUGGCAAUUGACCGAAUCAAAGCAAAUCGAAAUCUUGAAAGGGACAAGAAACAUUGUCCUGACUGUCUUAGAAGAUACUCUCGAUUUACACACUAAGUUUUACAUCGUGAGGCAAGUUAUAGCUGUCUACCCAUUCGUUGAGGCUAAUUGGCAGGUUCCAAAGGCGGACCAUAAGCUUGAGUUACAAGCAAGGGAUUCAAAUAUCUUGCUCGUCGACUACAAAGCUGGGGAAACCCAUAUCAUCUACUCCACUGCGGAGCUAUAUACUUGGAAAGAGAUCGAUGGUGUGAAUUACAUUAUCCUCUAUGGCGAUCCAAAUGAGAAACAUGAGGCUGCCUUUAAAAUCACGGAACCGAAAGAUUUCUCGGUCCUUAGCACGGACGAAGAAGAGGAUUGGAGUUACCAAAUUGACGAUGCGAUUCUUACGGUCAAUUUCUCGAUCCUAGAGGACGGGGAUACCCAUACAAUUAAAUUUGGAAAUACGGUCCUCUUGAUUUUUUGCCGCGAGGUUGCCUCGAAAACAUGGAUUUUGGAUACCAAACCACCUACUAUUGUUAAAGGUGGGUAUUUGAUUCGGUCCGCAAAUGUUGAAGGUUCAAAACUCCACCUCAAAGGUGACUUGACGCAGGCCACAAGGUUGCAUAUACUUGCAACAAAGACUGUUAAGCAAGUGACAUUUAAUGGUAAAGCCGUUGAUACACAACCAGCAACUGAUGGCUGGCUAUACGUCAUGUAUACGCCCGAACUUCCCGACGUCAAACUUCCCGAACUGUCCAAGCUCGAUUGGAAACGCGCGAACAGCUUACCAGAAAUCUAUGAGGGAUACGAUGAUUCAAAUUGGGUUACCGCGAGCAAUACCUAUACCCCAAAUCGUGAAAAACCUGCCGUAAAGGAAGUCUUGUAUGCAUCCGACUAUGGUUUCCACUCUGGCAACAUCCUGUGGAGAGGUCAUUUUACGGCUAGCGGUGGAGAAGAAGAAUUCUGGGCAGUUGUCCAAGGCGGUCAGGCCUUUGGGUAUAGCAUCUGGGAUAACGGUGCCUACGUGGGAUUUUGGGAAGGUGAUGUGACUACCGGUCGCCAUCGCUGUAACUUCAAAUUGCCGAAGCCGUGGAAGAAGGGUGACAAGCAUAUUAUCACCUUUCUGCAAGACCACAUGGGUCUUGAAGAGAAUUGGACCGCGGCAACCGAACAUUUCAAGGCCCCUCGUGGUAUUUUCGACUACGGUUUCAAAGGCGCAGAGCCUAAGCUGAUUCAUUGGAAGUUAACUGGAAACCUGGGUGGAGAGAAGUAUCUUGAUAUUGAAAGAGGGCCAUUAAAUGAAGGUGGUCUAUAUGGCGAACGCCAAGGUUGGCACCUUCCUGGCUUCGACGAUUCCGAUUGGAAAGCAGCGUCCCCGCUUGAUGGUGUGAAAGAACCUGGAGUUACAUUCUAUCGCACAACAUUCGACUUGGAGGUUCCAUCCGGGCUCGAUUAUCCAAUGGCAAUUGAAUAUAGUAAUUCCACCGGGUCUUAUUACCGUAGCCAAAUAUAUGUUAAUGGAUACCAAUUCGGAAAAUAUGUUAAUUCUAUUGGUCCUCAGAAGUCUUUCUUUAUCCCCCAAGGAAUUUUGAACUACAACGGCAAGAAUACUUUAGCGAUCUCUAUAUGGGCCAUGCAAAACGAAGGAGCCCACCUCAACUCGCUCGACUUGCGAAUUCUUGGUAAAGUCGAAGGGGGUGUUGGGCCGGUUAAAAACUCACCCGCGCCGGCUUGGUCUCGGAGGAAGAAUGCAUACUAA